Messenger RNA from Fundulus heteroclitus (mummichog), 2472 nucleotides. It is a transcript of the gene vangl2, whose product is annotated as VANGL planar cell polarity protein 2. NCBI's taxonomy places the organism in Eukaryota, Metazoa, Chordata, Actinopteri, Cyprinodontiformes, Fundulidae. The record is from RefSeq and is a predicted model, not a curated record. Gene Ontology annotation, cellular component: plasma membrane. Gene Ontology annotation, biological process: establishment of planar polarity; Wnt signaling pathway, planar cell polarity pathway; multicellular organism development. The coding region runs from base 416 to 1993 and encodes 525 amino acids. The transcript has 8 exons.
GCCAAUCCGGAGCGGAGGCGGGGCCCACGGUUGCUUCGGUUGAGUGGAGAGAAAGUGGAAAGUGUGGGGGGAAAAAAAUACCUGAAUGGACGAUCUGGAAUAAAUCUCAAAUACUUCAUCUCCCUCCCCCUCCCCCCCGCUGUGACUCUCAUACCCACCAUCCUCUCCCAGUCCGUCGUCCUCCUCUCUGUAGCCUCCCCCCUGCUCCCCCACCUCCCCUCUUCUCCGUCCCUCCUCCUCAUCAGCCUCCAAGAUAGAUUCCCUCAGGAGCAAGGUUGACCUGCUCAAGCUGCCUCUGACCCUCUCCACCAAGUCCAUCUCCGAGCGCAAGAGCCAGCUGGGAGGAGCCGGCGAGCGGCGCAGCACGGGUGGAGGAGGCGGGGCUCGCACAGCCCGCUCACCGCCGACCCGAGACAUGGACAACGAGUCGCAGUAUUCGGGCUACUCAUACAAGUCGUCUCACUCCCGAAGCUCCCGAAAGCACAGGGACCGGAGGGACCGGCACCGCUCUAAGAGCAGAGACAGCAGCAGCCGUGGAGACAAGUCGGUCACCAUCCAGACGCCCGGAGAACCGCUGCUGGACGCAGAAUCGACCCGAGGAGACGACAGGGAUGAUAACUGGGGAGAGACCACCACUGUCGUGACGGGCACCUCCGAACACAGCCUCUCCAAUGAGGACCUCACCCGCGUCACCAAAGAUCUGGAGGAGUCGACGCCGCUGGAGUGCAAGCGCUUCAUCGGCCCGGUGCUCGGAGGCUGCCUGAGCUUCUUUGCUCUGAUCACGCCGCUGGCCUUCCUCGUCCUGCCGCAGGUGCUGUGGCGAGACGUCCUGGAGCCCUGCGGCACUCCCUGCGAAGGGCUUUACGUCUCCCUCGCCUUCAAGCUCCUGGUCCUGCUCAUCUCCUCCUGGGCGCUGUUCCUCCGCCCUCCCCGGGCCACCCUGCCGCGCUUCUUUGUCUUCCGCUGCCUGCUGAUGGUGCUGGUGUUCCUGUUCGUGGCGUCCUACUGGCUCUUCUACGGCGUGCGGGUGCUGGAGCCCAGGGAGAGGGACUACCGGGGCAUCGUGGAGUAUGCCGCCUCCCUGGUGGACGCCCUGCUCUUCAUCCAGUACCUGGCUCUGGUGCUGCUGGAGGUCCGACACCUGCAGCCGGCUUUUUGCCUUAAGGUGGUCCGCAGCACGGAUGGAGCCAGCAAGUUUUACAACGUGGGUCAUCUCAGCAUCCAGCGAGCCGCCGUCUGGGUGCUGGACCGGUAUUACAGCGACUUCUCCGUCUACAACCCUGCCGUGGUCAACCUUCCCAAGUCCAUUUUGUCCAAGAAGAUGACCGGAUUCAAGGUUUACUCCCUGGACGAAAGCACCACCAAUAACUCCACGGGCCAAUCACGGGCCAUGAUCGCGGCGGCUGCCAGGAGGAGGGAUAACUCCCACAACGAGUUUUACUACGAGGAGGCUGAGAUGGAGCGCAGGAUCCGCAAACGCAAGGCCAGGCUGGUCGUAGCGGUGGAAGAGGCCUUCACGCACAUCAAGCGUCUCCACGAGGACGAGGUGGCCUCGUCUCCCAAACACCCCAGAGAGGUGAUGGACCCCAGGGAGGCCGCCCAGGCCAUCUUCGCCCCGAUGGCCCGGGCCAUGCAGAAGUACCUGAGGACCACGCGGCAGCAGGCCUUCCACAGCAUGGAGAGCAUCCUCACACACCUGCAGUUCUGCAUCACCCACAACAUGACGCCCAAGGCUUUCCUGGAGCGAUACCUCACCCCGGGCCCCACCAUGCAGUACCAGCAGCAGAGCGGCAGGGGGCGCCAGUGGACUUUGGUGAGCGAGGAGCCGGUCACCUCGGGCAUCCGGCAGGGCCUGGUCUUCUCGCUGCGGCGGCUGGACUUCUCCCUGGUCGUCACGGUAACGCCGCUUCCUUUCCUGCGGCUCGGGGAGGAGUUCAUCGACCCGAAGAGCCACAAGUUCGUCAUGCGGCUGCAGUCGGAGACCUCGGUGUGAGGCCAGCGGAUGAACUUUCCCUCUUUGAUCCUGCAGCUCGCUCCUCCUGGAUGUGACAGGACACUUGAUUGUCCCCCCCCCCCCCCCCCCCUCUAUGACAGAAACCAAUCAGACGGAGGAGUGCAGCUUUUCUGAUCAUCACACUGGGGUCUGAGUUUGUAUCAGACCCAGAUAAAAUGAGCAGAGGCGUUUUCGCCACCAGAGUUUUCUUUUUCACAAGGUUUGUCUUUAACCACUGAGCUACGGCGGUGCGGUGACUCAACACACGAACGCAAGAGGAAGGAGGGGUUUACGUCACAGCUGUCACUUCCUCUCUCUCCAUCUCUCUCUCUCUCUCUGUGCAGCGCUGGUGGGGAUGCUUUCUGUGACACGGACCUGCUUUUUACAUGAGAGCCAGUGUGGCUUUUAUUGUUUUAAACUACAGAAUGUAGCAUCAUGUGCCGUGUGUAGAUGUCUGUUUUUGAUGAUGCAGCCUUUUU